GUAUGGUACAUGUAGAGCCCGACUGAGCAAGAUGGCAGAGGGGGGUGUGACCGAUCUAGUCUUGGAUGAGACUCAGAAGGAACUUCAAGAAUGUCCAAUCUGUUACACUGAGUACAAGGAUCCUAGGAUGCUAGACUGCUCAAACAGCUUCUGCCUGAAAUGUCUGCAAGAACUCAAACUGACACAAAAUAAGGACGUCAAGAGUAUUGUCUGUCCGUUGUGUCAAAAGGAAACUGCCCUGACUGAAGCUGGCGUGGACAUGCUACCUGGAGGAUCAAAGGAUGUCAAUCAACAGGAACAGACUGAAGGUCAGGGGUUAAAAGUCAUGUGUCAGGCAUGUGAUGAGGAGAACGAAGCUAUUUCUCGGUGCGUAGAUUGCAAGCAUUAUCUCUGUCAAGAAUGCCUGAAGGCGCACAAUCGAUUGGCAUCACUGAGGGCUCACAAGAUUGUAGACUUGACAGAGCUACCUGUUGAGUCCCAAGAAAUAACAGAGGAAACUGAACUCAAGAAAGUUCCCAAGUGUCGCAAGCAUCCAGAUCAAGAUCUCUGUCUGUAUUGUAACACAUGUGACAUCCUCAUAUGCAAUGAAUGCACAAACAUUGACCACAAAGAAUCCAUGCAUUCUUAUGAAGGUAUCGACGAGGCAUUCAAUAAAUGUAAACAAGAAGUAAAAGAAUCCGUAUCCAAAACAGAAGAAUGCAUUCAAAAAUUUGUUUCUGCCAACCCCUCUUCAGGUCAUUCACGCUACCGACUUGACAAGAUGCUGGCAAAAACUUACUCUCAAAUUUCACAGAAAGCAGAAAAGGAAAUUGCCAAAAUCAGAGAGAAAGAAAAACAACUCAAAAUGGAGGCCAGGGACAUUGCCACUAAGCGAGAUAAACAAUUUGCAUAUGCAGAAACGUCUGAGCAGAUUCUGGGUAAAGUAAAUGAAGUGAUGACAACAGCAACGUGCUAUGAGAUCCUGGAGUCCAAAAAGAAAAUGCUGCGGGAUUUGAAUGAGCAGGUGGAGGUGCAUAAGAGUUUGAAUAUCAAGCAUGGGAAGUCAUUCCUUGGCUUUAAGGGGAGUAAAGAGGAUGGUCAGCUUGGGACUCUACUCUUGGAGGAGAAAUGGGAGACGUAUAAGGCCUUAACAGACAUAAAUAGUGCACACCAUCUUGCAGCAUACUCCACACGUGAAAUGGUUGUGGCAUGCAGUGAUGAACUGCUUACAUUGGAUCCAGAGGGGAAGGCGAUUUCUACAAAGACCUACAAACCUGACCCUGAUAAUCCAAACGAACCCCAUGACCCUAAUAACAUACAGAAAGCAACAGCUCUAGCCAUCAACAAGGAUGAUCAACUUCUGAUCCUAGACAAUCCUGCAGUCAAGAUCUUCAACAAGGAAUACCAGCUCCUUCAUCAGUUCCUACCGGGUAAAGAGGCCAGCGUAGACGGCAUGCCGACAUGCCUGGCAGUGGACAGCAGCAAUCUGAUAGCAGUGGGUUACAUGGACAAGGAACAGAUAUCUCUACACAACCCAGAUGGUUCCCUCGUCAGAACACUGCCUGCUCCAAAGAUUGAUGUGCAUUUGAUCUUCAGCAACAAGGAACUUAUUUACACCAACAUUAAGGAGGGUUUGCUGAUGGCUGUUGACUUACAUGGCAACAAACUGUUUACUCAAAGUUGUAGUGAUCCUUGUGGGCUGUGUUGUGAUGAUGCAGGUGAUAUUUACCUUUUGGCCUCAAAUAAAAUCUGCCAUUUCAGUGCAGAUGGCAAGUGCAUUGCUUCAUGGGACUGUCAGGGUAAUUCUGAUAUCGCAUACACACCUGCACAUAAAUUAGCAGUUACACAUCGGAGCGUGUACUUUGAGAGAAUGUACAUGAACAUGUAUCACUUGGUUUAGAGAUAUCAACCAAGACAUAAUUGUUCAAAUGAUCAAAACAAAAGGCAGGGAAUAAAAAAUAAACGAAUAUACAAAAACAGUAUCAAGACAUUUAUAUCAACAAAACAUCAAUGAAAAUUAUUGAUGCUCCCCAUGCAUCCUUGGAAAUGUGAAAUGUCCAGAAGCUUUUUGAUUACAACUUCACAAACAGGACAGACUUAAAACACUUUGAGCAGGAUAUGGGAUUGUAUACAUGUACAUAGCGUCACCGACACCAUGAAGUAACACCCAUCU
Messenger RNA from Patiria miniata (bat star), 2152 nucleotides. RefSeq names its product protein PML-like. Gene Ontology annotation, molecular function: zinc ion binding. Bases 32 to 1879 code for a protein of 615 amino acids. The record is from RefSeq and is a predicted model, not a curated record. The transcript has a single exon. NCBI's taxonomy places the organism in Eukaryota, Metazoa, Echinodermata, Asteroidea, Valvatida, Asterinidae.